This is a messenger RNA of Rosa chinensis, 901 nucleotides long. RefSeq lists its product as uncharacterized. The transcript has a single exon. The coding region runs from base 211 to 813 and encodes 200 amino acids. The record is from RefSeq and is a predicted model, not a curated record. NCBI's taxonomy places the organism in Eukaryota, Viridiplantae, Streptophyta, Magnoliopsida, Rosales, Rosaceae. Gene Ontology annotation, cellular component: plasma membrane.
GAAAUAAUCACACAAAUGCUUUAGAACUAGGAAAGGAAGAUACCAAAACCUUCCCUACCAAUUAGAACUAAGAACCUCUUCAUGUUAUUUCCUCGUUUCUUUCCCAAACUGCCUCAUCCCAAAACUCAUAACUUACUCCCAUCAUAAAAACUGGCAAAAUACCCAGAAACCACUCUUGCCCUAUGUUACCAGUAUUAGAUUUAGUCCUCAAUGCCGAGAAAACUAAUCCAUGGUCCACAGAGAGGCACACACCCUUUGGUUUGGCUUGCAGCCAUCAUCUGUACCAUCAUCUCCAUUGCUGUGAUCAUUGCGGGCAUCGUGGUUUUCGUGGGCUACAUGGUCAUCCACCCCAGGGUACCCUUUAUCAAGGUCACCACAGCACACCUUGACAAGUUCGAAAGCGACGCGACGAGCCUGCUAGACACUGCAAUCACCAUUGUUGUGAGGGCUGAGAACGACAACACCAAGGCGCAUGCAAGCUUCUCGGACACGAGCUUCACUCUCAGCUUCCAAGGGAUGAACAUAGCAAAGUUGGUGGCGUACCCUUUUGAGGUGAGGAAGAAUAGUUCUGUGGAUUUUAACUAUGUGGUGGAGUCCUCGUCCAUACCAUUGAGUUCUGAGCAGGUGGAUCAAGUGGACAAUUCUUUGAAGAGAGAUAGAAUCAGUUUCGAUUUGAAGGGGAAUGUUAGAGCAAGGUGGAGAGUAUGGCUACUUGGAUCAAUUAAGUUCUGGGGUCAUUUGAACUGUCGACUUAACUUUCAUGCAUUCAAUGGGAGCUACAUAUACUCACCUUGUAGCUCCAGGGCUAAGUAAUUAAUUUGUUCAUCAUUUAGUCAUUUUUAUUAUGAUAUUCUUAAACAACUUUCACUUAAUUUAUGUACACAAGUGAGAUUGAGGUCGA